AUGACACAACUCGAACUCCCAAAAGCAAAAGAGGGCACCGACGCCCCAUACAAACUCGCGGCCGGUCUCCCAUAUGAGUACCCAUUGCCUGAAGGUGUGGUUGGAUCAGCCGUGGACUUGAACGAGAAAACACCCAAGAUUUUCCAGCCCUUGAUAAUCAGAGGCAUGGUCUUGCCCAACAGGGUGGGCGUGUCGCCUUUGUGCCAAUACACAGGCGUGAACGACAUUCCUACGGACUACCACAAGAUCCACUACGGGGCCUUUGCUUUGAGAGGCCCUGGUUUGGUAAUGGUCGAGGCCACAACCGUUACCCCUCACGCAGGAGUGUCGCCUGUGGAUGUGGGGCUUUACAACGACGAGCAGGAGGCCAAGUUCAAGGAGAUUGUCGACUUUGCCCAUGCCAACACGUCGCGGAUCGGAAUCCAGCUUGCCCACGCAGGACGCAAGGCGUUGGGGGCUCCUCCUUUUGUGAGCUUGGAGGACUGGGAUCCUAGGGGCGACAAGGACAAGGUGGUGGCUCCCUCUGCCGUGCCUUUUAGAGAGGGGGGCCGGUACCCUGUGCCUAGAGCGUUGACCGUGGAAGAGAUCCGUGAGAUCGUCAAGAAGUUCGGCGAGUCUGCCAAGAGAGCCGUUGCCGCCGGGUUUGACUUUGUGGAAAUCCACGGCGCACACGGCUACUUGAUCAACGAGUUCAUGUCUGCGCACUCGAACAAGAGAACCGACCAGUACGGCGGGUCUUUUGAAAACAGAAUCCGUCUUUUGGUGGAGGUCAUUGACUGCGUGAGGGCCAGUGUUCCUGAGGACUACCCCGUGUUUUUGAGAUGGAGUGGCUCUGAGUUGCACGACUCCAACCCAGACGCUUGGACUCUUGAGGACUCGGUGAAGUUGGCGCCCAUUGUCGUGGAGCACGGCGUGGACCUCCUUGACAUUUCGGGAGGAGGAAACGAUGCCAAUGCCGAUAGAUGGCCCAAGCAUUUCGGCAUGUUUAUGAAUGUGUCGGAGGCGGUCAAAAAAGCAGUGGGCGACAAGGCCAUUGUGGCUGCCGUGGGCCGCAUGCACGACCCUGUCAAGGUCAACGAGCUCCUCGAAAAGGGCACCAUUGACUUUGCCUUUGUGGGCUCUCCUUUCAUGGUGAACCAGGGCUUGGUGUUUGACUGGGCCGAGACUUUGGAUGUCCAACUCCACCACGCGCCUUCGCUCUGGCCGGUCAGACCUAAGUAUGCUGAGAUGAUCCAGUAUGUGACGGAGUGA
Metschnikowia bicuspidata var. bicuspidata NRRL YB-4993 is the source of this 1251-nucleotide messenger RNA. RefSeq lists its product as uncharacterized. Gene Ontology annotation, molecular function: NADPH dehydrogenase activity; FMN binding; NADP binding. Bases 1 to 1251 code for a protein of 416 amino acids. Gene Ontology annotation, cellular component: intracellular anatomical structure. Lineage: Eukaryota; Fungi; Ascomycota; Pichiomycetes; Serinales; Metschnikowiaceae. The transcript has 2 exons. The record is from RefSeq and is a predicted model, not a curated record.